AUGGCAUUGCUCAAGCUUGGAUCCAAAUCUCAUGAUAUUUUUCGUCGCGACGGCCAAACAUGGCAUUGUACAACUGGACUUAUUAGUGAUGUUACCAUUGAAGUAGGCGAAACGUCUUUCUUUCUUCAUAAGUUCCCCUUGCUUUCUAGAAGUGGAUUACUAAAGAAACUAAUCGCCGACUCAUCACACGAGGAUGGAACAAUUUCCGUUUUGCAACUUCAUGAUGUACCCGGUGGAGACAAAACAUUUGAGAUCAUAACAAAAUUUUGCUACGGUGUAAAACUCGAAAUCACAUCGAUAAAUGUUGUUGGUCUAAGAUGUGCGUCAGAGUAUUUACAAAUGAAUGAAAAUUACGGCGAAGGAAACUUAGUAGAAGUAACCGAAACUUUUCUCAACGAAGUUUUUGGCAGUUGGUCAGAUUCUAUAAAAGCACUUCAAACAUGUGAAGAAGUUAAACCAUAUGCAGAAGAACUUCAUAUUAUUUCAAGAUGCAUUGAUUCCUUGACCAUCAAGGCAUGUUCCGAGGAUAUUUUAUGCUCCGAAACUAAAUCUCAAGCUUCAAUUGAUGAAUGGUGGUACGAAGAUUUGUGUAUGUUAAGUUUACCUUUAUAUAAAAGACUUAUUAUUUCAGUUGAAUUAAAAGGUAUGAAACCGGAGAAUAUUGUUGCGUCGUUAAUAUAUUAUCUUAGAAGAUUUAUACCUUUGAUGAAUAGACAAUCGAGUUUCAAUGACAAAACUAGUGUUAGUCAAGGGACAACACCAAGUAGAAGUUCAGAAGCGAAUCAAAGGGAAUUAUUGGAAGAAAUCGUAGGGUUGAUUCCGAAUAAAAAAUUUGUCGCACCUUCGAAAUAUCUCCUUAGGUUGUUAAGAACAGCUAUGAUAUUACGUGCGAGUUCAUCAUGCAUAGAAAAUUUGGAGAAAAGGAUUGGUUAUCAGCUAGAUCAAGUCGAACUUGUGGAUAUUUUGAUACCGAAUAUGGGGUAUUCAGUUGAGACACUUUAUGAUAUAGAUUGUAUUCAAAGGAUUAUUGAUCAUUUUAUGUCAAUGUAUCAGCCUGCAACAGCAUCAACUACUCCAUUAUGUGUAAAUGAAGAGGGACCAUUGAUUGGUGGCGUAGAUGCAUUGAGACCUAUGACAAUUGUGGCUAAUUUGUUGGAUUCUUAUCUUGCUGAAGUAGCUUUGGAUGUUAAUUUGAAGUUGCCUAAGUUUCAAGCUCUUGCUUCAUCAGUUCCUGAUUAUGCUAGGCCUUUAGAUGAUGGUUUAUAUCAUGCAAUUGAUGUAUAUCUUAAGGCACAUCCAUGGCUGAUAGAUUCGGAAAGGGAACAAUUUUGCAGACUUAUGAACUGUCAAAAGCUUUCAUUAGAAGCAAGCACACACGCGGCACAAAAUGAAAGAGUACCACUGAGAGUAAUAGUGCAGGUCCUCUUUUUCGAACAGCUUCGACUGCGAACAUCAAUUUCUAGCUGGUUGUUUGUUUCAGACAACCUCGAGACUUCAGAAAAUGGAAACCUUGGAUUGAAAGGGAGUAAUGGAAAUGGUCAGGUGGAUACUACACAUGGUGAAAACUUGAGGGAUCGUGUCUCAGAGCUAGAGAAGGAGUGUUCAAGUAUCAGAAAUGAGCUUAAGAAACUUGGUAAAACUAAGAGAGGUUGGAGCAUUUUUCCAAGAAUUUUCUUUAGAAAACGUUCCCCCUAG
Lathyrus sativus (Indian pea) is the source of this 1695-nucleotide messenger RNA. NCBI's taxonomy places the organism in Eukaryota, Viridiplantae, Streptophyta, Magnoliopsida, Fabales, Fabaceae. The record is from the annotation of a GenBank genome assembly.